Molecule: messenger RNA, 6648 nt
Organism: Phanerochaete carnosa HHB-10118-sp
Lineage: Eukaryota; Fungi; Basidiomycota; Agaricomycetes; Polyporales; Phanerochaetaceae
Exons: 7
Coding region: 213-5084 (1623 amino acids)
Cellular component (GO): Swr1 complex
Molecular function (GO): ATP binding; ATP hydrolysis activity; ATP-dependent chromatin remodeler activity
Source: RefSeq, a predicted model, not a curated record
GUGUCUCGAAAUGUACAAGCUACGACAACUUGUCCUCGACGCCGAACGACGGAGGCCUGCAAAGUCGCCUUUCUGGCAACAAUUUACGUCUCUGUAUUGUCGACCACCUGCUCGUCCAAAAAUCUCGCUGUACCGUUCAGGAUCAGAGGAGAUCACUCGAGGUAGUCGGUCACCUCCUCUCACGGGUAUACCUAUGAACUUGGCGUAGCAGUAUGACUUCUGCAACGCGCAGACAUGCAUCGCGGAGCCGGUAUGGGCAGGAAGAGAUCUCUACAGCUGGUUAUGAGGCCGCACAUCACGUGGAAAUCACCGAGUGGAUAGACGAGGAAUUGCAGGAGGAACGUCAGAGGUUGGUGGAAGAGAGGCAGAACGAGGCUGCACGCGCCUUGGAUAGACAUGACGAUCUGCUACGGGAAAGUUUUCACCUCCAGAGAUUCGGUCUCUUGACUUCAUAUGACCCCAAGGAAGCCAAAGCCGACAAUUCGGAUGUCUUUCUGCAGUUCAAAAUGAAGUAUGACCUCCUGAACAACAAUGAUGCCGCUGGACCUUCGCGGAAAACACGCCGAGCACGCAAUGAGCGCAUGCAAGCGCUGCAGACAACAGGUGUUUCUGCGCCACCAGGCCCGUCGACCAGACCUGUCACUGAAGACAAGGUUGUUUGGAAGCUACUUGACCAAGUCAAAUCGAAAUCCAAGGGUAAAGGAAGAGCCGCUAAUGACGACGUUUCAGAAAGCAUCAGCGCCACGCCCACCUAUAGCCGCAAGGGCAAGGCAAAGGCAGUUGCGCCACUGCCUGAGAGAGAGCCGGCGUCUAUCUCACUGGCUGCGGUCGCGCGCACUCCAGCUAAUGCGCAUUCUGGUCGGCGAUCUGCCAUGGCCCCGCCACCUCACCCGCCACUUCCGCACAAGAAGAGGAAAUUGCAGCGCUCCUCAGAGUCGACAGAAAUUGGCUUGCAGGGUCUUACAGUUGAUCAUGCGCCGAAUCCACAUACAAACCGCUUGCGCAGCUCGCGAGCGUCCUUGCGAAGCGAGAAGUCCCUCGCCGAAACCAUCGCGGACCUUUCUCCCGAACCGACAUCGCAAACCGUCAAACGUAUCAAGCUUGUUGUUCGAAACCCUGUACCAAUCAUCACGAAUCCUGUACAACGGCUGCCUACGCCAAAGCAUGGAUCAGUCACCGAAUUUCUUAUGUCGUAUUCUGCCCCGAACGGCGUGAAUCUCGACAAAAACGGGCUGCGAGCGCUGUAUCGAGACGAUCUCGAGGUGUGGCGAACGAUCGACGUUCUUCGUCGGCAAGGGCGAAUGUUAUAUCGGCCUCCAGACGACGACGGAUCUGAUGAACGAUGGCCAGAGACACACCGACAGCCGGAUAUAUGGGACGUUAUCAUCGACGCCGUUCAAGCUCGAGCCGAGACACCACUACCUCACGGUCCAGAUGUGGCGGCACAGGUGUCGAGUCAAGUAAAAGCCUACUGGAACAUAAGAGCUGCCCGGGACGACAAAGUCAGGACCCAGGAGGAGAGACGCCUCAAGGUUUUAGCGAAGGCAACGAUUCGGAUGGUGGCAGCGGAAUGGAAGAAGGUGGUCUUCCAUAUACGAGAGCAGGGGCGCCUCGAACGAGAAGCGGAGGAGCGGCUCAGAGGUCACGAGCACCUCGAUGCCAUUCUGGACCAGUCCGGACAACUGCUCGAGGCGCAACAGGUGGACCUAACGAAAGGCGACUUGUCUCGUUCCCAAAGCAGGUCGAACAGCCAUGCGGAUAUACUGUCGCAAUGGGCAUCUACGUCGCCGUCACCCGACAGGGAGCCAGACCCGGAUGAUCAUACGAAUUAUGGGGGUGACGAUCUUGGGGAAGGUUCGGGCUCCGGAAGCGAAACUGCGGAGGAGCUGGAUACUGGUGAUUUAGUUGCAGACUCUAAAUCAGCCAGCGAAGGAGGCGAAAUUGGUGAAAACGGUACAGACCCUCCCUCGUCCCCGCCUCCGGCAUUCCACGAGGAAGAUGGAGACGAAGGCUUUCACUCGAUACCCUCUGAGCCGAACGCCACACGUCCACACAGUCCCGAGUUUGACGCCCUGGUGUCUUCUCUCGAUGUUCUGGCUGGAACUGGAGCUGUCUAUUCGCCUGGUAAAGGUGGACUGGUCUAUGGCGAAAAGACUCCCGUGAGGCAACAUGUCAAACCGCUCUCCGAGUCGAACGGGCGUAUGUCUGUCAAGUCUCUUUUACUUGAUCAGGAUUCAGGCCUGUCAUCUUCGGGACGAUCUUCUCCAUUCCUCUCGCAGGAUCGGAAUCCCCGGCCUCCCCCGCAAAUAGAGGACGUCACACCAUACUCCGAGACGGGACUCGAGAGAUUCGCUGUCGAUGCUCGCUUGCGCUCGGUUCUUCUAGGCCACUCAGCGGUGGAAAGUCAGCCGCCCGACUCGAAGGAUAGAGCCAUACCAAGAGAAGCUACUGCUGAAGAGGUAACUACGGCAAUGCCUGCGGACGACGAUGAACAGGACCUCGCAGAUGAGAUCGAGACACAGUCUUUGAUACCCACCUAUCUCCGCCCCUAUGCUGUUGCGCCUGUAGAUUGCGAUCCUCAACAAAAGAUCAAGCCACCGCUCCUGCUUCGAGGAAAUUUGCGACCAUACCAGCAGGCGGGCCUAGAAUGGCUAGCCAGUCUUCACACCAACAACGUCAAUGGUAUUCUUGCAGACGAGAUGGGCCUUGGGAAAACUAUUCAGACCAUUGCGCUCCUGGCUCACUUGGCCUGCGAUCGUGGUAUCUGGGGACCGCAUCUAAUCAUUGUGCCUACAAGCGUGCUCCUGAACUGGGAGAUGGAAUUCAAGAAGUUUCUACCCGGAUUCAAGGUCCUGAGCUAUCAUGGCAACACGAAGCGCCGCAAGGAGCUACGACAGGGCUGGAAUAAUAAAUACCACUUCAACGUCUGUGUAACGUCCUACACGCUCGCGAGUCGUGAUUCCCACGUCUUCAAGCGCAAGGCGUGGUACUACAUGAUCCUCGAUGAGGCGCACAUGAUCAAGAACUUCAAGUCUCAACGAUGGAAUAUCCUGCUCAUGUUCCGGUCCUUUCGACGUCUGCUCCUAACUGGCACGCCACUUCAGAAUAACUUGACCGAACUUUGGGCCCUGUUGCAAUUUCUCAUGUCUGGAACGAAUUUCGCCAAUCUCAAAGAGUUCGCGGACUGGUUCGCAAACCCCCUGGAGAAAGCGAUUGAGAUGGGGACAGUUCACGAUGACGAGAUACAGGAGCGGGUCUCCAAGCUGCACAGCGUCCUAAGGCCGUACCUUCUUCGCCGACUCAAGCGCGAUGUCGAGAAGGAGCUGCCGAGCAAGUUCGAACACCUCGUGAUGUGUCCACUCUCGAAGCGACAACGAUUCCUCUACGACGAGUUCAUGUCUCGCGCCGAAACACGCUAUGACCUGCAGUCUGGCGUGUAUCACAAAAUUGCGAACAUCUUGAUGCAGUUGCGCAAGGUCGUCAACCACCCGGACCUCUUCGAGGUGCGACCAAUCCGGACGUCGUUCGUCAUGUCGAGAUCAGCCAUCGCAGACUACGAGAUUAAGGAGCUACUCAUCCGACGACAACUACUGCAGGAGGACGACGCUCAGCGAGUCAACCUCGACUUCCUUGGCUUUCACUUCGUCAACCGUCAGAACACCUCCAAGGUUGCCGUUCGGGAGCGACGUCAAUUGGACGGUACCUACCAUCUUCCACUGAUCACGGAGUUACCUGAGCGACCUCCAACGGAUACCCGAACUAUCGCUGGAUACAAGAGGUACAAGGAGUAUCUCGAGAAAGCCAGCACGGCUGCUCGAUGGGCACAGAUUUGCUACAUCAACUGGAUGCGAUGUAACCAGAGCGAGCCUAUCUUCUCGGAGGAGACGUUAGGCAUUGCCAAACACUUCUACCAGCCCCUUCUGCCAUAUUCCGCCUUGGACAGAAGGUUCGGAGUUUGGGCCAACUGCAACCAGGUGAACUUCGCGGUCAAGUCGUAUGCUGAACGCGCGGAUGAGAUGGCGGACGUUGUAAACUGCUUUGCAUUCGUCACACCUUCAGUCGUGGCCCGCGACCUACCAACCAUUGCUCUUUCUGGCUACGAAGCGCCGAUCUCGCAGUACGCCUUGAAUACCAAUUUCGAUGCACUCUUGCAUCGAAGUACCGUCAAGCUCCAGAUUGCGUUCCCAGAUCCUUCGCUAUUGCAGUACGACUGCGGGAAAUUGCAGGAGCUCGACCGUCUCCUCCGCGAGCGCAAAGCUGGUGGACACCGCAUCCUCAUUUUCACGCAGAUGACGCGCGUGCUCGACAUCCUGGAGAUCUUCCUCAACUUGCACGGAUAUCUCUACCUGCGGCUGGACGGAGCGACUAAGAUUGAAGACCGUCAGUAUAUAACUGAGAGGUUCAACACCGACCCCCGCAUAUUUUGCUUUAUCUCCUCGUCGAGAUCUGGAGGCGUUGGUAUUAACCUGACGGGCGCAGACACAGUCAUAUUCUACGAUAGCGACUUCAACCCGCAAAUGGAUCGGCAGUGCGAAGACCGCGCACAUCGCAUCGGACAGAUCCGCGACGUACACAUCUAUCGUCUCAUCGCACGGCACACCGUCGAGGAGGCGCUGUUGCGUAAGGCGAACCAGAAGCGCUCGCUCGACGACAUCGUCAUCCAGAAGGGCGAGUUCGACUGGCGCACGCUCUUUGGUGACGACGGCGCUGGUGGCGGCGGGGGCCUUGGCGUUGGUACCGUUGGAGGCGGCGUCAGCGGACUCAGUGUCAGUGCGCUGGAGAAGGCGCUCGGCGAGUUUGAGGACUCAGAGGACAGGGUCGCAUGCGAGAUAGCGACGAGGGAGCAGGUCGAGCUUACUGGUGCGGAUGAGGCGGAUUUCGGUGCGGAUGCUCCGGGAGGACCUAAAACCGUGCGCAUCGAAACCGUUGAGCAAGAGCCAGACGCGGAUGAAGACCGCGCUCAGGACAUCCCGGAUGCUGAAGUCGCGGAGGACGAGGAUGAGGAAGAGGGUGGCACGACUGUGGAUUACAUGCUCUCGUUCGUGCAGUGGGAUACGGAGUUCUUCAGCGAAUGGCGGAUCUAGGUUCGUAUCUCUCUGUGUUGUAACACCAUGAUGUAUAUGCUCUUUCUUGUCAAUCGACCCCAUGCUUCUCACAGUGCUAUGAUACUUAUGCCGCUAUAUUACAUGAUAUUUGAACAUGGCUAUAGACUUUUCUUGUUUCUGUACAUGCAAUGCAGAUGACCACCGUUCAUUAUGCUUUUGAUAUGCGAGUAAGACAAGGGUGUCAGUGUAAGUACCUGAGCUCUCAAGAGUGGUGAGUAAAAGUUUCGUCGCCAACGCGAUCAUGACCAAGCUACGCGGUUUUAUCAUUCCGAUGUGUGACGUACACCUGUCCAACAAGCACCGCCGAGCUCGCGAGCAUCGCGACAGACGCAAUUGGCAUAUUCAGGAGCAGGAACUGUAGUGGGCGUACGUGUAUGCCCUUAUCGCGCAGGAUCUGGCGCCAGAGCAGGCCCGCAAGCGACGCGGAGAACGUGAACGUGAACGCGCCGUAGUUGCUCCCGAUCGCGAGUGCAAAAAUUGCGCCGUCGCGCGUGCGCGGGUCGAGCGAGUCAGCCGAGGACGACGCAAGCCAGUCCUGGAGGACGCGCGCAAGAAGAAUCGUCGCGCCGAUGUUCGUGCCGCAGACCUAUGUCAAUGAUGGUGAGUAUGUGAGGAUAAAGGGAUGAUAAAGAGAGGACGCACGUUGCAGAAAAUGCAUGCGAGGAAGCCCAUGCCGCCGAUGGCGCCGAUGGUCCCUGUCUUCGCGACCCACGUCGCCCACCAGCGCGCAAAGACCUCGACCCAACCCUUGCUCGAGAGUGCCUGGACGAGGAUGAACAUCAGGAAUGCGAACGGGAUGAGCGGAAUCGGCAGGCGUGACGCAAUUGUUGUCACCGUCGGAAAGGCCUCGCAGGCCGUCUGUAUCUUCUCAGCAGCUUUAUCAUAGAGCGUCGCGGGCGGCGUUGGGCUCGAUGAGCGUGUGGAUGCGGCAGUGCUACUCUCGGGAGUCGGAGGCGCUUCAGGCGGCGUGCGGGGGACCUCCUGGAUCUCGGUGAUGUCUUCAUCUUCGACUGCCGUUUGGGCGCUCCCGUUUUGUUGGGAGAACUCGGUCAUGGGGAAUUCGCCUGCGGAGCGCGCGCGCCGGCUGGCGAGGGACUCGGCCGGCUGAGGGCGCGACGGGGCAGGAGCUUCCUUAUGCUUUGCCAUCCAGUCGUGCACGCCGUCACGCAAGAGCAUGACGAGCGCAGGGGGGACAGUGACUUGCCAGACCGAGACGCCGAUCGUGCUGGUGCCGACAAGGACGGCGAGUGUCGUGCCGAGGAGGAUGGUGCCGAAGAUGGCGCCGUGCUUGUCCACGAGUGUGCCGGACGCGGCGCUGCUGGAAUCGUGAUCAUCGAGCUCAAGGCCGAGCGUGUUGGGUAUGAGGCCCCGCUUUCGGAACAGGGCAAAGAGCAGGAUAGGGUAGACAAGGAAUGCGGCGGCGAGGAAGGGAAGAAUUACGUGCGCAGUGUACUUCACGAAGGAAAGGCCAAAGGCUCCGGACAGCACAAGGUUGGUCGGGUUCGAGGAAACGAGCACGACGGAUGCUGGAAGGCAGCUGAUC